This is a messenger RNA of Pogonomyrmex barbatus (red harvester ant), 1985 nucleotides long. RefSeq names its product replication protein A 70 (gene RpA-70). NCBI's taxonomy places the organism in Eukaryota, Metazoa, Arthropoda, Insecta, Hymenoptera, Formicidae. The record is from RefSeq and is a predicted model, not a curated record. Gene Ontology annotation, molecular function: DNA binding. Gene Ontology annotation, biological process: DNA replication; DNA repair; DNA recombination. Gene Ontology annotation, cellular component: nucleus.
ACGCUAUUGAUGCCGAUGUCAACUAUUCGGCGGGAAACAGCGAGAUAACGGAGGAAUCGAUCUAGAAGGAAAUUUUUUGCAAAACGUCUGAUUUUCUUGGAUAACAGCUUGAUUAAUAUUUGUCCGAUAGUAUUGAUAACAAACUAAAAUCAUGUACGAUUUGACGGAAGGAGCGUUGGAGCAAAUCAUGCGGGGCGUAGAUGUUGAAAAACCGAUUCUCCAAGUAUUGGGUUUCAAAAAACUACCGAAAACUGUUAGUAAGGAUGGUUCCAGUACAGAUCGAUAUAGAUUACUGUUGUCUGAUGGGCAGAGAUUAAACUCGUUCACUAUGUUGGCGACUCAAUUGAAUAACCUCAUUGAAGAAAAUAUUUUAACCGAGUUUGCGAUCUGCGAGAUAUUAAACUAUCACUUGACUGCAGUGAACAAUGGCGGCAAAGAAAAACGUUUGAUAUUGAUCCUGGGCCUUGAGGUCAUAGUUUCUGGCAACGAAGUCGGCUGUAAGUUAGGCAAUCCAACUAAUAUAGACUCGACUGUAACGGAGGCUGAGUCAUCCUCCUCUACAUCUACAUCUGUAUCUACAACUACAUCUACGCGUUAUCAAACUAAUGGUUCAGUUAGAAGUGGUACUUCACAUCAAGCUUCUUCUGAUAUAUCCACGACACCAAUCGCGGCAUUAAGUCCUUACCAAAACAGAUGGGUGAUCAAGGCUCGUGUGACGAGUAAAUCUGGGAUCAGAACAUGGAGCAAUUCUCGCGGAGAAGGCAAACUUUUCAGUAUGGAUCUAAUUGACGAAAGCGGUGAAAUUCGAUGUACUGCAUUCAGAGACAUGUGUGAUAAGUUUUAUGACAUGAUAGAGCCUAAAAAUAUAUACUACAUCUCGAAAUGUGCACUGAAGGCGGCGAACAAGCAAUUCAAUACACUGAAAAAUGAUUACGAGAUGACGAUGACCAAUGAAACAGAGAUCAUACCAUGCUUUGAAAACAGUGACGAUAUCCCGACACUGCAGUUCAACUUUGUUUCCAUAAAUCAAAUAGAAAACAAGGAGAAAAAUGACAUAAUAGAUGUCUUAGGCGUCGUAUCGAGCGUCAGCGAUAUUGUACAUCUCACGAGGCGAACUACUGGUCAAGAUCUCGUGAAGAGGGAUCUUAACAUCGUCGAUGACAGCGGUACGAUGGUGUGUGUUACAUUAUGGGGAAAGCAGGCUGAAGACUUUGAUGGUUCUAACAAUCCGGUUGUCGCAAUUAAAGGAGCACGCAUUGGCGAAUUCAAUGGCGGAAAGAAUUUAUCUCUUAUAAAUUCAUCUGUCAUUGAAAAAGAUCCUGAUAUUCCUGAAGCACAUAGGCUUAUCAGAUGGUAUACUGCAGGUGGCCAUUCGGAGACUGUUAAAUCAUUGUCUAGAGCAGGUGGAAGUGGUGAUUCCAACGCGCCAUUGUACACGUUCCAAGAGAUAGCCGAAGCCCGAUUGGGAGAGAAAAUGGGUUCUCCAGAUUUGUUUUCAGUGGUGGCGACCAUUAACUUGGUCCGCGUAGAGAACUCUAUCUAUAAAGCAUGUCCUGUAGAAAGUUGCAAGAAGAAAUUGAUCGAUCAGUCCACUGGUAUAUUUCGAUGUGAAAAAUGUAAUAAGGAUUACCCGAAUUUUAUGUACCGUUUGCUGCUAUCUAUGAAUAUAGCAGACGCGACAGGCAGUCGCUGGAUAACUGCCUUCAAUGAGGAAGCCGAGAAGAUAUUGGGGGCAUCAGCGCAAGAAUUGGGAGAAUUGAAAGAGACUGAUAACGAUGCCUACAUGCAGAAAUUUGGAGAGGCGAGCUUUAAGAGAUUCACAUUCACUUUGAGGGCAAGAACAGAAGUUUUCCAGGAUGAAAUGAGGCUAAAAUUCCAAUGUACAUCAGUCGCGCCGCUUAAUUACAGAAAUUACCUGGUAUACUUGAUAGACAAGGUCUCCAAGCUAGUUCACAUCGAAAAAUUGGAUAAUUAGAUAAGAGUUG